Nerophis lumbriciformis (worm pipefish) is the source of this 3828-nucleotide messenger RNA. It is a transcript of the gene jak2a, whose product is annotated as Janus kinase 2a. Gene Ontology annotation, molecular function: growth hormone receptor binding; non-membrane spanning protein tyrosine kinase activity; ATP binding. Gene Ontology annotation, biological process: intracellular signal transduction; protein phosphorylation; growth hormone receptor signaling pathway via JAK-STAT. Lineage: Eukaryota; Metazoa; Chordata; Actinopteri; Syngnathiformes; Syngnathidae. Gene Ontology annotation, cellular component: cytoskeleton; cytosol; membrane. The record is from RefSeq and is a predicted model, not a curated record.
CGGUACAGUCGUCACUCGUGAGGGGAUGAAGUCAGAGAGGAGUUGGCUUUUCAACUCCAGCCGCUAUUAACCAUUUCAAGACAUUUGUGACAGCUUUCGGGUCUAUCUGGGCGGCAAAGAUGUGAACGGAUGUUCGGCUGGACAACAUUUAAAGAGGAAAAGAGACUCGCUGGUGUUAGCAUCGUCAAAGGUUAGCUCGUUAGCUGCCGGGAGGACACGUACAGUGCACGCAGCACAUGGCUUGUAUCCUGCUGAGGAACAUGAACACGCCCACUUCCUGCCCGGCGCCGCAUCAGGUCGACGGUCCCGCCCCGGACCAGCGCCCCGCAGCCGACCCCAAGCAGAGCGCCACAUGCCUGAGCGUCCGCCUGUACCACGCGGGCGGGGCGGAGAGCGUCCUCACCUACCCGCCCGGCGAGUACGUGGCGGAGGAGCUCUGCAUCCUGGCGGCCAAAGCGUGCGGUAUCGCUCCUUUGUACUUCAACUUGUUCGGCCUGAUGAGGGAGAGCGAGCGGCUGUGGUUUCCUCUCAACCACGUCUUCAAACUGCAGCCUCCAGCCAGCGAGAUCCUGCACUUCAGAAUCAGGCAUUACUUUCCUGGCUGGUACAACAGCGGCACUUCCUCCUACGCUCACCGCUGUGGUCUCUCCAAGGGCCUGGACAGUCCUGUGAUGGACGACACCGUCAUGGCAUACCACUUUUUCCAGUGGCGAAGCGACUUCCUGGGCGGCAGGGUUGUGAUGCCAAUGGGCCACGAGGCCCAGGAAGAGUGUCUGGGCAUGGCCGUGCUGGACAUGAUGCGUCUGGCCAAAGAGAGCGGCCAAUCACCUGUCAGCAUCUACAAUGAUACCAGCUACAAGUCCUUCCUGCCCAGCUGCAUGCGUAGCCGCAUCCAAAGGUACAACAUCUUGACCCGCAAGCGGAUCCGCUUCCGCUUCAAGAAGUUCAUCCAGCAGUUCAGCGAGUGCAAGGCCACCGUGUGCAAGCUGCGCCUCAAGUACCUGAUGAGCCUGGAGACGCUGCUCCCGUCGCUGCACACCGAGCGCUUCCACGUGGCCGACCUGUCGGCGCACCGCCUCACCAUCGUCGUCACGGGCAACAAGGGCAUCCAGUGGUCCACAGGGGCAACCGCGGAAGCGGAGGAGGAGCUGCAGACUUACUGCGACUUCCCCGAGGUGAUCGACAUCAGCAUCAAGCAGGCCAACAAGGAAGGCUCGGCAGAAAGUCGAAUAGUCACCCUGACCAGACAGGACAACCAGAUCCUGGAAGUGGAGUUCCACUCCCUGUGUGCGGCCUUGUCCUUCGUGUCGUUAGUGGAUGGUUAUUACCGACUGGUGGCAGACGCGCACCAUUACCUGUGCAAAGAGGUGGCCCCGCCCAGGCUCCUGGAGUGCGUGCAGAGCCACUGCCACGGCCCCGUAUCGAUGGAGUUCACCAUCAGCAAGCUGCGUCGCUCCGGCAACCACCAGGGUCUCUACAUGCUGCGCCGUAGCCCCCGGGACUACGACAAGUUCUUUAUGUCCUUUGUGGUGGGGCACGAGGCCACGGUGGACUACAAGCACUGCCAGAUAUUGCGGAGCGAGUCACAAGAGUACGUCCUGAGCGGCACCAAGAGAUGCUUCGGCUCGCUGGGGGAACUUCUGGACUGCUACCAGAAGGAGGCGCUGCACACCGACGGCUACACCUUCCGGCUGACCAAGUGCUGCCCGCCCAGCCCCAAACACAAAUCCAACCUGCUGGUGUGUCGCAGCAACCAAAGUCCAGAGGUUUUUCUGUCGCCGUCUCUCCACAAAGGCAUCAGCCAGAUGGUUUUCCACAAGAUACGAAAAGAAGACCUCAUCUUCAAGGAGAGUCUGGGCCAGGGCACCUUCACCAAGGUCUUCUCCGGCGUCAGGAAGGAGCUGGGAGACUACGGAGAGGUGCACCAGAUGGACGUGGUGGUCAAGAUCCUGGACAAAGCCCAUCGCUGCUACUCUGAGUCCUUCUUCGAAGCGGCGAGCAUGAUGAGUCAGCUUUCCCACAAGCACCUGCUCCUCAACUACGGCGUCUGCGUUUGCGGGGACGAGAACAUGACGGUCCAAGAGCACGGCAGGUUCGGCUCCCUGGACACGUACUUGAAGAAGAACAAGGGCAGCAUCAACAUCGUGUGGAAGCUGGAGGUGGCCAAGCAGCUGGCCUGGGCCAUGCACUACCUGGAGGACAAGAACGUGGUCCACGGUCACGUGUGCGCCAAGAACGUCCUGGUGAUCCGGAAGGAGGACCGCAAGACGGGCAGCCUGCCCUUCGUCAAGCUCAGCGACCCCGGCAUCGGCAUCAGCGUGCUUCCUCAAGAAGUUCUGGUGGAGCGGAUCCCCUGGGUGCCGCCCGAAUGCAUCGGAAACCCGCCCAAUCUGGGUCUGGCCACGGACAAGUGGGGCUUUGGCGCCACCCUGUGGGAGAUCUGCAGCGGCGGAGAUAAGCCGCUCUGCACGCUGGACUACCGCAAGAAGAUGAUGUUCUACGAGGACCGCCACCAGCUGCCAGCUCCCAAAUGGACGGAGCUGGCCAACCUGAUCCACAGCUGCAUGGACUACGAGCCCACUCAGCGCCCGUCCUUCCGAGCCGUCAUCCGAGACCUCAACAGUCUGUUCACGCCAGACUACGAGCUGCUGGUGGAGAGCGACAUGGUGCCCGCCCGGGCGCGGGGCCUGGGCUUCCCGUGGGCCUCCGAGUGCCAGGAGCCCGCGCAGUUUGAGGAGCGACACCUCAUCUUCCUCAAGCAGCUGGGAAAGGGGAACUUUGGCAGCGUGGAGAUGUGCAGGUACGACCCGCUGCAGGACAGCACGGGCGAGGUGGUGGCCGUCAAGAAGCUGCAGCACAGCUCCGCCGAGCACCUGCGCGACUUUGAGCGCGAGAUCGAGAUCCUCAAGUCUCUUCACCACGACAACAUCGUCAAGUACAAAGGAGUGUGCUACAGCGCAGGGCGGAGGAACCUGCGCCUGAUCAUGGAAUAUCUUCCCUACGGCAGCUUGCGGGACUACCUCUUGAAGAACAAGGAGCACUUUGACUCCAAGAAGCUUCUGCUCUAUGCGGUGCAGAUUUGCAAGGGCAUGGACUACUUGGCCACCAAGCGUUACAUCCACAGGGACCUGGCAAGCAGGAACAUUCUGGUGGAGAGCGAGAUGAGGGUGAAGAUCGGCGACUUUGGACUGACUAAAGUUCUGCCCCAGGACAAGGAAUACUACACGGUCAGGGAGCCGGGAGAGAGCCCCAUCUUCUGGUAUUCUCCCGAGUCUUUGACGGAGAGCAAGUUCUCGGUGGCGUCGGACGUGUGGAGUUUUGGCGUGGUCCUCUACGAGCUGUUCACCUACUGCGAGAAAGGCUGCAGCCCACCUGCGGUGUUCAUGGAGCAGAUGGGCCAUGAGAAGCAAGGUCAGAUGAUCGUCUAUCACCUGAUCGACCUCCUCAAGCAAGGAUACCGCUUGCCUGCGCCGCACACCUGUCCUCGCCAGAUCCAGCAGAUGAUGUCUGAGUGUUGGAGCAGCCAUCCUGCAGAGAGACCAACUUUUCCCUCCUUGAUCCAAAGUGUGGAGACGGCACGAAGCGACUUGGACGUCUGAUAUCGUCUCUGCUGCAAGCCGUAUCGUUCUACAUCCAACAGCAUCGUCGUGACGUCCACACCACCACACACCUGAACAUUGAGUGGUAUCAUCCACACCACCAUACACCUGAACAUUGAGUGGUGUCGUCCACACCACCAUACACCUGAACAUUGAGUGGUGUCGUCCACACCACCAUACACCUGAACAUUGAGUGGUAUCAUCCACACCACCAUACACCUGAACAUUG